UCUCUCUCUCUCUCUCUCUCUCUCGCUCUGUCUCUCUGCGGAAUGCGCACUACACUUGUGAGUGGGCAGAAAGCCGGGCGUCACAGAGAAAUCGAGGUCUCCUCUCGCUCAGUCCUUGCUUGAGUGCUCAGGUUUCGGCAGAGUGCCUUGAGAAUCGCUUUUACCCAGUUUUUCAUUUUAAAAAGCUUUCUAUUGAGACCUUAAAGAUCGUUUGAACCCUUUCUCCACACUAUUCAAGGGUUGAAUAGCUUUUUAUUACUCUCAAAGAGAGUGUUAGCCCCGAGGCGUUGACUCUGUGAGUGCACAUUUAUUUCGUCCAGGAAAAUGGCAAAGGAUGAUAAGAAGAACGCGUGGAAGGAGUUCUUCUGGAACCCGAGAACGCGCGAGUUCUGCGGGAGGACCGCGAGCAGUUGGGGUCUGAUCCUGUUGUUUUAUCUGGCAUUCUACAUUUUCCUGGCUGGAUUAUUUGCUCUCACCAUGUACGUAAUGCUGCAGACGCUCGAUGACUACAGACCAACAUACCAAGAUAGACUUUCAACUCCAGGGAUGAUGAUCAGACCUAAAGGAGACCAGCUGGAGAUCGCUUACACCGUGGAGCACACAGAGACCUGGGAAAGAUACGUCCAAGCCCUCAAUAACUUCCUCUCACCCUACAACGGCACACUCCAGGCCCAAAAGAAUUAUGAAUGUAAACCGGAUAAGUACUUCAUCCAGGAGGACAGUGGCAACUUGAAAAACUUCCCAAAGCGUUCCUGCCAGUUCAAUCGCACCAUAUUGGAGAAUUGCUCUGGGAUCGCAGAUAAUUACUAUGGUUACAAAGAUGGCAAGCCCUGCAUUAUCAUCAAGUUUAACCGUGUGAUUGGUCUUUUGCCUGCUGAGGAAGGGCAGCCUCUUUAUGUUACAUGUGGUGCUAAGAAAUACAAAGUUGGGAAAGAUGAGUGGGCAGAUGACACAGAUAAACUUGGUGAACUGGAGUACUAUCCCCCAAAUGGCACCUUUGACCUUAUGUACUACCCAUACUAUGGCAAGAAAGCCCAGGUGAACUACUCUCAGCCUCUAGUGGCCGUUAAGUUCCUCAACAUCACCAAGAAUGAGGACGUCAAUGUGGAGUGCAAAAUCAACGCUAACAACAUCCCUGAGGGAAGUGAACGAGACAAGUUUGCUGGGCGCAUUUCCUUCAAACUGAGGAUCAACUCCAAAGAUUAAACAAGCGAAAGUGUGUUCCAUUUCUUUUACACACAGUCACACACACACACACACACACAUACACAAGUCCUCCCCAUCUAAAAGAGUGUAGGAUUAUGCACAGAAGGCACAGCUAGAUAAACCGGACAAAGCAAUCCUCAGCACAGACAGAGAAGAGAAAUACUUCAGCAUUUCAAGAGUAUUUGAGUUAGCAAUGAAGUGUGUGUACAUCAGUGUCUGUGUGUGUGUGUUUGCAUGUGUGAGCUGAGGUACACUCUUAAAAAUUAAGGUGCUUAA
This is a messenger RNA of Carassius auratus (goldfish), 1482 nucleotides long. Its product is annotated as sodium/potassium-transporting ATPase subunit beta-2-like. The transcript is spliced from 8 exons. Gene Ontology annotation, cellular component: sodium:potassium-exchanging ATPase complex. Gene Ontology annotation, biological process: intracellular sodium ion homeostasis; intracellular potassium ion homeostasis; potassium ion import across plasma membrane. Lineage: Eukaryota; Metazoa; Chordata; Actinopteri; Cypriniformes; Cyprinidae. Gene Ontology annotation, molecular function: ATPase activator activity. The record is from RefSeq and is a predicted model, not a curated record. The coding region runs from base 325 to 1206 and encodes 293 amino acids.